This is a messenger RNA of Cicer arietinum (chickpea), 1127 nucleotides long. RefSeq names its product stress-response A/B barrel domain-containing protein UP3-like. Lineage: Eukaryota; Viridiplantae; Streptophyta; Magnoliopsida; Fabales; Fabaceae. The record is from RefSeq and is a predicted model, not a curated record.
CUAACACAGCAACACUAAUUCUCAUCCUUCUCUAAAAAUCUCUCCCAAAAAAAAUCAACUUUGUCUUUUUAUUUUUUCUUAUACCAUCAUGAUGAGUCUAAGAACUUGUCCAUCAUUUUCCCUCACAUUCUCUCCAUCCAACAAACAAGUGAAAAAACUCUCCCCAUCAUUCAAACCCUACAACCAAUCUCCACCGUCCAGAUCAUCAAUCAAGAUGUCUUCCAUUUCCACAAACCAUUCACAAGGUGUAGAACAUAUCGUACUCUUCAAAGUUAAAGAAAACACCGAAUCCUCAAAAGUCAACGCCAUGGUCAACGAGCUUCAAUCCUUAGUAACUAUUGAACAAGUUCGUCACCUCACUGUGGGCCCACUUCAACAAAACAACAAAAUAACAUCAACAACAAUACCAUUUUCUGAUCUUAGUUACACUCACUUAUUUCAUAGUCGUUACGAUUCAACGGAGGAUCUUCAAACCUAUAUCGAUCACCCAAACCACCUCAACGUUGUACGAGGUUUUUGUUUUCCUAUAUGCGACAACCUUUUUGUCGUCGAUUGGGUGGCGGGAGACGUAGCUCUUCCGCCUCACCCUUCUCCGGGUACCGCCUUUCGUGUGAGUUUUUUGAAACUUAAGGACGAGGAGAACAGUAAACUUAAGGAGGAAGUAUUUCGGGCGGUACGAGGUAUUAAGGAAAGUGUUGGAGAAGUUAGUUAUGUUUCUUGUGGUGAAAAUAUUACACCAGCUAGGGCAAAGGGAUUCUCUAUUGCUUCGCUUGUGGUUUUUCCCGGACGGAGGGAGAUGGAACUUGUGGACCCUAGUGAAGGUUUGGUUAAGGUUAAGGAGCAUUUGGAAAGUGUUGUGGUGGUUGAUUAUGUGGUUCCUUUGAAGUAGGUUUGCAACCUUUAUUUGUUUUGUGUUUUGAUAGUAAAAGUCUUUUGAAGUUGUGUGUGUUCUUCUUAUUAGAUUGUUGUUUAGAAUAUUGCACACAAAAGUCUCUCGACUGCUCCACAUUUAGCAAUUGUUUUCUAAUGUGGCUCGAUUCAAUAAAACAUUGGAAAUUAGCAUUUAGUGUGCAAGAUAGAAUAGAAAUAUGAUAAAUAUACGGUACAGCGACAUUGAUAAGUAUUCU